Orussus abietinus is the source of this 7337-nucleotide messenger RNA. It is a transcript of the gene Nct, whose product is annotated as nicastrin. Bases 99 to 2024 code for a protein of 641 amino acids. The transcript has 8 exons. Gene Ontology annotation, cellular component: membrane. NCBI's taxonomy places the organism in Eukaryota, Metazoa, Arthropoda, Insecta, Hymenoptera, Orussidae. The record is from RefSeq and is a predicted model, not a curated record. Gene Ontology annotation, biological process: Notch receptor processing; protein processing.
UCCUCCGUUUUCAGGAAAUUAACUCGUAUGUACCUGUCGUAAGCCUGUAAGUUUGACAGGUACCUGGACAUUUUUAUAAUACAAUAGAAUUUAUCGAAAUGGCACGAUUUUUAUACUGGGGAUAUUUAUUUCUUUUCUUUGUGGGAAAUGCUGUGUUUGCUGAUAGAAUUAAGGAUAUGAUAUAUAUGUCCGUUGAUGGUGUAGCAGCCUGUUUUCGCAGACAUAAUGGUACCCAUCAAUUCGGAUGCUCGUCAAGUAGGUCAGGUAGUGUUGGAAUUGUACAUAUUGUAGAAAAUGAGGACGACGUAAGAUGGUUAGAAACAAAUGGUACUGCAGGGCUAUAUACGGUAGUUAUGCCAUUCUUGAUGUUCACAAGAGAGACGCUUAUUCGAUUAAAAGAAAUGAAUAAUAUAAAUGGCGUUUUGUUGGCAAGAAAUUCAAGUUUAGACCGUCCAUCUGUAUAUUCUCCUGAAGACACGUGUCCAAAUCGUUAUUCGGGUUAUAAGCGCUGCAAUGAUAAAGCUCCCUGGAAUCCUUACGGAUCAGCAUUAUUGUUAGAAGACUGGUCUUUUCCAAUGUUUUAUAUGGAGAAUGAUACGCUAUUGGAAGAGAUAAAAUCUUGUUUUUGGAAACACAAUGCACAUAAUCGAGAGACUCAAAGCAAACGCUCUCUUUGUGCUUUAGAAAUGAAGUCAUUCAUGUUUGCCGCUAUUGAUUCGGAAUCUUGUAUCAGGCGUAGCAAUUCAAAAGUUAAUCUCAACCCGAUACAGCUUUGUGACCCUUUGGGAGAUAGAAAUAUUCAUUGGCCAUUGGUACCAUUAACUGAAGAUAUGGAGUCUGUCAUUAUGGUAACGGCAAGAUUAGAUGCAUCUUCCUUGUUUGAUGGGCUGAGUCCUGGUGCAGGAAGUGCCAUCACUGGAUUGGUAACUUUGCUUGCAACGGCAUAUUACCUAAAUACUCUGAAUGCAACUGUUGACAAAACGAACGUCAUGUUUUCUCUACUAAAUGGGGAGUCCUUUGAUUACAUUGGCUCCAGCAGAUUAGUUUACGAUAUUAAAGAGGGAAAUUUUAAUUCGCUAGGUGGCAAGACCUUAACGUUUGAUCAUAUUAAAUCUGUGAUCGAAUUGGGUCAGUUAGGAAAAGGUCAACUUUACUUGCAUGCUAGCAACUUUGAUAGUGAUAAUAUAAUACCUCGUUUAGAAAAGAAGUUAUCUGCCAAAGUUCUUAAUAAUAGCGUUCCACCAGCCUCUGUGCAAAGUUUCUUAGCAGCAAACCCCAACUUGACUGCUAUUGUAAUAACUAACCAUGGUGAGAAGUUUGUGAACAAGUUUUACCAUGGCAUUCUCGAUGACUCUCAAAAUAUUGAAUUUAACAGAAACGAUUCCAUUGGUAUAGUUUCUGCCCUCGCUAAGGUAGCCACUAUGCUCGGUAAUGAACUGUAUUACAGCAUUACAGGAACAUCAGCUCCAAAUGGCAGUAUAUCGGUUGUAGAAGAUCUUAUUUCUGAAAUGCUAUACUGCUACGUAGAGAGUGCAAAUUGCUCUCUGUUCUAUGCAGCAUCCUCACCAGGAACGAAAUUGGCUGACUAUGUGUUGCCGCUAUAUGUCGGAGUCCACAGGGUAGCUAAUCCCGUAACAAGUUUGACAGGUCAGCUUCUUGCUCUGUUAACAGGAGAAAAGUUACCCGAGAUGAAUGCUAGCACGUGUUACGAACAUCACCUCGCGUGGAUGGGCGGAUAUAAUUUUACAGGACUUUGUAUAAAUUCCACUGUAAAUUAUAGUCCAGCAGUGAGCCCAGCCUUUAUCAUCGAUGGUUACGAUAUGAAGUCUGGCAUAUUUUCGUCCUGGACGGAAUCUGUUUGGCAAUCGUUAAGCGUAAGAAUGUUCUUGAAGCCAUCAGCAGCAACCGAACGACUGAGUAUGAUUCUGGGAAGUGUAGUGACUAUUCUGUCAUUCUUCAUAGUGUGGUUCAUUAACUCUCACACCGAUGUGCUGUUCAACUCAAGUGAAAAUCCUAAUUGCUAGGAACACGCUGCGGACCACAUAUCAAUGACUGGGAUGAAUCAUUGGAAUGAACGUGACAGCAUUCCAGUGACAAGUCUUUGAAUUUACAGUGUGUGUGGUGCGCCCUCGGAAGACAAAUUCUCAAUUCCAGUGUUCAUGAACCUUGUUCCAGUAUGUCACCAAUACAUGAGAUUUUGAUUUUCACCUGCCCUGCAUUUCAAGAUGUGAUAUACAUAUAUUUUUUUCUAUCAAAAGCAUCAGAAUUUAAAAUGGAUCUUGCUCUUGAUGGAUCAUCACAAGAGUAUAGAUACUUUGAUAGAAACGCAUCGCCGUGAUAAAGGACUUUGACAUUGAUAUUGUUUAUCUCUUAAGCUAGAAGAUUUGAAGGAAUUAACCUGGACAAGUAGUGGUUAAUGCUUUCAACGUAUUAUUACGACUAUUAUUGUGUCAGUAACUAAAAGUGGAAAUUUCUCCCAAAGUGAAGUGCUGAAUUUUUAUAUGCCUUGGUGGUGAAUGUGGUUUAGUCUGUUACAAAUGUAUUAAAAGUGAAUGAACGAAUGUCGUAAUUUAUGAAUUUGUAAUAUAAACAUAAUUGCUCCUAGCUAGUGACAGUGAAGCAACCGAACUGUCUGUUAACUUCAAAAGAGCAUUUACUUUGCUACUGUCAUGUAUUUAAUUUCAAACAGGUCGAAUUAUCCCUUUCGACCUCUAGUUUCAUAUUUGCUUCUCGAUUUCAAUAAAAAAAAGAAAAUGAAGAGGACUAAAUAAAAUCCAUUUGCACAUUAAUAAUACAGCUUAAGCAGCAAAAUUAAUUCUCUGAGAAUUUAGGAGUUCAAUUGGAUUGAGUCCAAUUAAUCUUUUUAUAUGUGACUGUGUCGUCUACGUAAAUGAUCAGAUAUAUCUUUAGAAAUGACCCUAUUAUGUAUAUGUAUGCUUUUUAUUUUAUCGAUUUUUAUAAAUCAAAUACUAAAAUACAAAAAAAUUGGAUCUGUAAAUAACAGCGCAACAAAUUUCCCUCAUAAAAAAAACAUUGCACUUCUUGGCAUAUCACAAUAAGUCUUUUACAGAAGUUCAUGCAUUCUGAAUUGUAAAAUAUUAUAAGAGUAUACAGUAUUAUCGUUAUGUCUGUAUUAUUCUUUUUAUUAUUUCGCUUGAAAUACUUUAAUGUAUCGACUACGUAUCGAACUAAUCACAAUUGGCGAAUAAUUUUAAAAUGAUAAAAAAAUUGAUAUUGUAACCGAAUUAUAGAUGUAAACAAAUAAAAAGGCAAAAAGAUACUACAGAAACAAUAAAACCCUUUACGAUUCAGAAUACAAGAAUCCAUUUAUACUAAACGAUUGAUCACCAUAAAAUAGACACGAAUCAAUUUUGUGAACGUAAUACUUUUCAACUUUUACCGUAACAAUAUAUUUAAAAUACUUUAUAGAUUACUGCUAUAGGGAAGAAAGAAAAUAGUUGCUCCGAGUCCAUUUCCUUUUUAAUUCAAUUUCAUCUAUCCGAGCAAUGUGUCUAAAUAACACACCGAAUAACCAAUAGGCAGUAAUAGUAGCUUUUACUUUGCUCUUUAUAUAUUUUACACUUUAUAGUUUAAACAUUGCAAUGGUAAUAUUAGGUAUUUAUAAUUUAAUCGUAGGAUCCUUCAUUGCGAGAGACUCACCAUUCACGGUCGUGUUCAUCGAUUCUUUUGACCGAUGCUCAAGAGAACGCGUGAUUAACAAAUCGAACCUCUCCUUGUCCACGUAAAAGACUACAACAGAUGUAUUGCAAGCGUGAUGGCAUUUAUUAUCAAUAAACUUAAUUAACAGGGCGUAGAUGUACACGAGAGAGAAGUAUUCAAUCCUUUGCGACUUCCUCGGCAUUCUUAGUACUUAAAAGUUUGAGCGCAGCUAGAAAUGGACCAAAGUACCGAACCGAUCACCAAAACGUGUUUCCACAAGUGCCGAAACAUAUUCGAUCUAAAGAAUACAAAAAUCAUCAUACGAUUUAUCACAAUUCCUUCGUCUCGAGGAAACAAGCACCGCAUAAAUAAAUCCCAUUGACUAUCCACGAAUGAGUAGAAAAUAUGAUUACGGUGGGAACAAUUGACGUGCAAGAAACCAAGAGUGCAAAAUUAACAUCUAACGUAGAAUCAACAAUGACGUUCCACGUUCACCUUUUCGUGCAGUUGAAUAACACUACGUUCAUCAAUAGUCGUGACCUCUGAGACCAUCGCAGAUCUUUUCUUCCAGGUCCAUUUCUACCUCGUUCCUUGUAGUAAAUGUCAUUUCAGGUAGAAUCUACAAGUCUCAGGGUAACUUGGCUCAAUACACCAACUUGUAGAUUCGGCACUGAAGUCCAUACAUGCGCGAUCCAUAUUCAUAUUCAAGUGCGUUAGAGGGGCAUUUGUUAGUAAGCCAACACGCAAUGUACGGAAUAUCGUACUCAAUUCGAUGCGCUUAUGAAUGUCACGUGCGAAAGUUAUAGCGGGAUGUGUAAAAAAAAUAUAUAUACAUCUUUGAGAAAGGUGGUGAAUCGAGAAAGGUAUUCUUGUAGUGGUGAAUUGGAACCAUAGAAGAGAUGUCUCCACGUAUUCGUUUCUUUUUUCUUUUCUUUCCAGACGUUUCGAUGAACGCGUUAUCAAUUAUAAUGAUUUUCUUCUUGGCAUAAACUGACCCACGGUAAUGUCCAUCUUACAAUCGGUGGCCUUAGAAAUAUCAAUCUCUUUAUGGCGUACUAGUGGGAACUUUUUUAAUGUUUGUUACUUAACGCAUCUAUAAGAUUCGACCAAAAAAUUCUCGGAAAUGCUCUCGCGAAACUCAAAUUUCGGAGUGAAAUACUAUUUCGAGCGAAAAUAUACUGAAAAAAGGAAGCUACGUCUUGAUAAGCUCCGCUGUAACACGACUCCGUGGUAUCACAUCGUAGCAUGUGUACAAUAGACCUCCGUAAAACUAGGAAAGCGAAUACAGAGAUAUGAGAGAAUUUUUGUAACAUUUAAAGAUUGCAUUCUUUUUAUACGCAGAUAUAAGUACCUAACUGAGUGAAAAUUUUAGUCCUACUUUGAGUCCGCGUAGCCUGAGUAAAAACUUUUCAGAUCCUGUUUCACUCUUUAAUGUGGUACUAAAGUAGCGUCUGAGAGGUCUCGUUCAUGAAACUCCAUUGUCGAAUUAGAUGUACCGAAACGCUUAAAACGUUACCUCAUUAACAUAGAGGCCGCAAGGAAAGUCCCGACACCUGUGAUACUUCACUUUCUUACAAUUCGUUAUAGAAAUUGAAAUUGCAUGGUUGUCAGGACCUUCAUCGCAGUCUCCAUGUACACAUGGUAAAAUUUCAAACAAUUCGCUAUACCCAUUUCUGAGAUAAGUUUCAUAAUUGACUGGUCCCUCAGAUGCCACUUUUACAUCACCUCAAUUCCUACUUUAAGCCUACACGUAGAAGAGAUCGAAACUACUGCCACUUUUAAGAUCCAAAGUCAGACAUGACCAUUGUAUAAAAGAUACCCUUCUUUAUAUUACUUCAAGCCCAUCCAAGAGCUACAAUUAGAGGUUCCAAGUAGGAUCAAUAUUUCGAUUCGGGUAUCUCUAACGAUACCUACGAUUAGAGGAGUGAGGAUCAACUUCAAAAUGAAUUAAAAGAGAAACUUUAUACGACAGCGUAACGAGAAAUCACCUUGUAGGAAGAGCAAACGGAACUUCUAUUACCACGUUAUACAUGAUGUUAAGAUCUAACGAGUACCUCAUUACACCGAGCCCUACUGUACACACGCAAACGGCGCACGACCGCCUCGGUAUUUCAUUUCUCAUUGAAUCCUCUAGUAUUCCAGAGUACUCGUCGGUAUACAAGUAUGAAGUAGGAGGCUGGGCACCGCCCACCGAGCUAUCACAGUCGUCUGGUGCCGCAGCACAUACGUAUACGUGGUUCAGCCUUACAACCUACCUCUUAUCAACUAUUAUUUACCUUAACGCCUAGUAGUUAAGUAACAGUAUAGUCCCGUAUCGGAUGUACCCUCGAGGGCAACGCGUGUGCGACCUCGUGCACCUACGCCUUUACGCAUGUGCCGUGGGGAUUAUUGCUGUCGUUUUAUUUAAAGAGCCCGAAAUUACUGGGAUCCGCUGUAACCACGCUCCGUAUACGGAGCUAUACUGUAUUAUCUGUAUAUCCGGCUGUACGGCGAUUACUGUACAAGUUUAAUCAUACCGCGUCAUUCUGCGCACGAACAGCUCCUCUCUCUGUCUCUGUUUCGACAGGAAAAAAUACAAUCGCGCCCUCGGAUUAUGCAAUUCGGCUGGAACAUAUAUUUCCUGCCAUUUAGUUCAUUGUAAUUGGAGGAUUUAACUGUAAUUUUAGUGUUAUCUUGUACCGGGGUCGUUAAGUAUAACGAUAGGGUACAAAAGGGUUGCAGGAAAGAUACUCGGUGGUCCUAGCGCGCUCUUCUGUGCGUAUUUGGCGCGAAACUCGAUAGAGUUUCAUGAUCGGAAGUCGUAUGAGUAUAGAGGGUUAUUGUACAGGAAAUUGUUGGUACGAUGUCGCAUCUGACUGCAUCUUUGUGGAAUUGUCAUCUUCCUUUUUCUUUUUUUUCUUUUACAUAAAAUACGUGACUUGCAAUCCUUCCAAUUGUCGUUUAUUUUUUCCUUCGUUAUCGAUCAGAAUAACUGACUAAGAAAAUUCUCAUAUAUUGCGAGGCACAUUUACAAGCCAUUGGCAUCGAAGUGCUUAUUUACAUCGUGCAGAUCUAACUUGAUCAGGAUAAUUGAUAUCAUUGGAAAUUAUGCAAUUAAUACAAAUUUUAAAUUGAAUCAUCCAUCGUGUAAUGUAGGGUUUAGUUGUGAAUAUAUCACAGUUGUGAUCGUAUCUAAAAUCGUUGCACUAUUGGUCACCUGUUUGCAUGGAAUAUCUUUCAUAUGUACAGUAAAUGGGUUUGGAUGUAAAGGAACGUUCACAAUAACAUUAACAUUACAGGGUAAAUACAUCAAUUACUUUGCAACUAAAUGACGUUUAUGUGUAUAAUUGCAUAUAAGUGGCAUCAAUGUCACGUCGUUGGGUAAUUCCUAUUUAGGCGCAACAGUUGCAACAUCACGCAAGAAAUUUAUAAGCAACCGAUGGAAGCACUUUGUCAUUCUGUUAAACUACAUGGAACUUUAACGAUUAAACUUUGUACCUAAGAGAUCCACUGUCGAGAUGAAUUGUUCUACAUUCGAGUAGUUUACAGUUGGGGCAGCGCAAAGUAAAGGUAGAACCGUUCCUUUCGUGUCUCGUUCUUCUGUUUCUUAAGAUAAGAGUUUUAUAUAGUGUGCCUAAUACAUGUACAUAAUGCACGGAACACUUUUCUCCCUUCUUCGGUGAGAUAAAAAAGAAAAA